CCCAAACCACAACCCCUAAAACCCAUCAAGUGAUAUCAACUUCUUCUCUCUCCUUCUAUGCCUUAAAACUCUUUCUGAGACUUCAUAUCAUUUGUUUAAUCAAGAUUGAAUGAUCUGUUGUCUGACGUUAUCUCCAAUAAAACAUUUGUGAGCGUGUUCCAUGGAGGAAAGUAAAGAGAAAGAGAAAGAAGCAUGCCAAGAAUUGCCUUCAAGAAGGGAUAUGAUAAGCAACUUACCAGACUCUUUGAUAUCUCAGAUGCUCUCAUGUCUUCCGACAAAAGAAGCUGUCAGAACUAGUGUUCUGUCCACUAGGUGGAAAACUCUCUGGCUUUUGGUUCCGAGUUUGCGUUUAGCCUCUCACGACUUUCCAGAUUACAAUUCCUUUAUAAGUUUUGUAGACAAGUCUUUAGAUCUGUAUAGGGAAGAAAACUCAUGCUUACACAACCUCGAGCUUGUUAUACGAAAAGACUAUGAUGAUGAUCAGUGUUGUGUCACUCGCUGGGUAGAUUAUGUAGCUAGGCAUAAAGUUAAGCAUCUUGACGUUGAGUGUGUUCUUGUGAAGCGUGAGUUCUUAGAAGUGGUGCCCUUAAGCCUCUAUCUCUGUGAGAGUCUCCUUUACUUAAGACUCCAUCGAGUAUUGUUAGUUGGUUCAGAGUCUGUCUCCUUACCUCGUCUCAAGACUAUGCGUUUAGAACAAAACGUAUAUCCUCAUGAGGCGUUUCUUCAGUUCUUUAUAUCUUCCUGCCCUGUUCUUGAAGAUUUGAGCAUCGUUAGAAAGGAUGGUGAUAAUGUAAAAGUUCUACGAGUUCAUUCUCAGACAGUGACCAGUCUUACUAUAGGAUUCGAACCUGGUGACGGCCACAUGCUGUAUCACUAUUUUGAUAGAGAGAUCUUGGGGAUUUGCAUUGAUUCACCUAGACUCAAGUAUCUGAACAUCAAUGAUGAUGUAUCCAAGUGUCAUAUUCUGAGCAGUUUCAUCAGUCCAUCAGUUAAGGUUAAUCUUGGUGGCGUUCGUUAUAUGUCAUACUAUUCUGGUGGAGUUGUCUUCUCAAAUCAACAAGUGGCUAGCAGUUUUUUCAGUUGUAUCUCGAGUGUUAAGGAUUUGGUCAUCUCUGAGACUAUUAUGAAGUUAAUCAUUUUCUGCAUGAAAGUUGAACCGUUGCCACAGUUUCAAGACCUGUCUUGUUUGGAAGCAAAAGUUUGUUUAGUAGAUGUGGAUAUGCUGCCAACGCUUCUUGAGAGCUGCAUGAAUCUAAACUCCAUCAUCUUGGAGUUAACUCGUCCUACGGUCGUUACAGAACAAAUAACAGCAUGGGACGUGCCUCAGUGUUUGUUGUCAUCGCUUGAGUUUGUAGAGAUAAAAUGUUGUUGCAAGGCAGAGCUUGUUGGAAUGAAACUAGCAAAGUACUUCGCAGAAAACUGUGUGUUCCUCAAGAAACUUGUUUUGCGUUGGAGAGGUUAUGUCCUAGAAGAAGAUAAUGUCUUAAAGGACCUCCUUGAGUUGUCGUGGCGAUCUAGCACGUGCCAAAUCGAAGUUUAUGGACCACUACAAAUGAGUAUUUACUAGGCACUCUAUUAUUCGGAUUCAA
This is a messenger RNA of Brassica oleracea var. oleracea, 1589 nucleotides long. RefSeq names its product putative F-box/FBD/LRR-repeat protein At5g22610. The record is from RefSeq and is a predicted model, not a curated record. Gene Ontology annotation, molecular function: protein binding. NCBI's taxonomy places the organism in Eukaryota, Viridiplantae, Streptophyta, Magnoliopsida, Brassicales, Brassicaceae. The coding region runs from base 161 to 1567 and encodes 468 amino acids. The transcript has 3 exons.